This is a messenger RNA of Nicotiana tabacum (common tobacco), 1774 nucleotides long. RefSeq names its product protein BRASSINAZOLE-RESISTANT 1. Gene Ontology annotation, molecular function: DNA-binding transcription factor activity. The record is from RefSeq and is a predicted model, not a curated record. NCBI's taxonomy places the organism in Eukaryota, Viridiplantae, Streptophyta, Magnoliopsida, Solanales, Solanaceae. Gene Ontology annotation, biological process: brassinosteroid mediated signaling pathway; DNA-templated transcription.
AAAACACACACACACAGAGUGAGAGAAAAAGAGUAGAAAACCAACUCAGAUUCUUCUAUAAAACUUUGAGAGCGUAUUUCUCGUGAUUAGUAGUCCCCCAAAAAAUGCUUUAUAGGGUGGCAGCCUAAGUACCUAUACAACACACACACACACACACAGAGGGUAUGCAAAACCCACCUGCUGUCUGAACAUAAACACCUGGGACCAGCCCCCCAUUUUCUCCUUUUGAUUCAUAAUUAUUUAUAUAUAUCACACAAAAGAAACAGAAAAAGAGUCCAUUUUCUUGAUUUUGAGAGGAAAAAAAAUCAAAAAUUUUAAGGGAAAAUGAUGUGGGAAGGUGGAGGGUCGCCGGCGACAUCAUCUGCCGGCGGCGGUGGAGCUGGAGGGGCGAUGGGAAGUAGUAGUAGUGGGAGGAGGAAGCCAUCUUGGAGAGAAAGAGAGAAUAAUAGGAGAAGAGAGAGGAGGAGAAGAGCAAUAGCAGCUAAAAUAUAUGCAGGAUUAAGAGCACAAGGGAAUUAUAAUUUGCCUAAACACUGUGAUAAUAAUGAAGUUCUUAAAGCUCUUUGUGCUGAAGCUGGUUGGAUCGUUGAACCUGAUGGCACUACUUAUCGCAAGGGAUGCAGCAGGCCAACUCCAAUGGAAAUUGGAGGCACUUCAGCCAACAUUACACCAAGUUCUUCACGACAUCCAAGUCCUCCGUCUUCAUACUUCGCUAGCCCAAUUCCAUCUUAUCAACCCAGUCCAACGUCCUCGUCUUUCCCAAGUCCAUCUCGUGGUGAUGCUAACAUGUCGUCCCAUCCUUUUGCAUUUCUCCAUAGUUCCAUUCCGUCAUCACUACCUCCACUACGAAUAUCAAACAGUGCCCCUGUAACACCACCUCUUUCAUCACCUACUAGACUCCCUAAGCAGACGUUUAAUUUGGAAACUUUGGCCAGAGAAUCAAUGUCUGCUUUAAAUAUCCCUUUCUUUGCUGCUUCUGCCCCAACAAGUCCAACUCGGGGUCAGCGAUUCACUCCUGCCACUAUACCAGAAUGCGACGAAUCUGAUUCGUCCACUAUUGAUUCUGGCCAGUGGAUGAGCUUUCAAAAGUAUGCAACCAAUGGUGUCCCUACUUCUCCGACUUUUAAUCUUAUUAAACCUGCAGCUCAGAGAAUCCCUUCUAAUGAUAUGAUCAUCGAUAAGGGUAAGAGCGUAGAGUUUGACUUUGAGAAUGUAUCAGUGAAGGCGGCAUGGGAAGGAGAAAAGAUUCAUGAGGUUGGUUUAGAUGAUCUGGAGCUCACUCUCGGAAGUGGGAGCGGUCGCAUGUGAUUAUCUUGAUUAAAAGGAACUGCUUCGCGUGGAUACAGAUUGAGAUUAUCUGAAUGCUAGCUGAUGAAGCACUCAGCAGUCCAACGAAUGUUCAUAUAUUGUCUGCAAUUUAUGUUACAGAGAUGAAGUUGGCGAAAAGUAGAUCUUGCAUUGUAAUGCAUCUUAGGAUGGAUUUGAUUCUCUGUUGCUGUUGCUGUUGCUGUUUACCUUAUUAUACAACAUUUUUAUGUUUGUUUUCUUAAUCUGAGAAGGCCACUUAAGUUUAUUUGGGUCUUUUCACAAGCAUUUUAGGUGUAGAUGGUGGUUUCUAUCUCCUUGAGGUUGAGAAUCGUUUUCGUCGUUGUAGACUAGCAGGAGCUCUCCACAAACCUGAACUAUCCACAAUUUUUUCUUGAUUAUAGUAGAUCUCUUUGUUGCUGUGCUACUGGAUUCUUCUUUUAUGAUUAAAUUGAUGUACUAUUCUUUA